CCGACAUCUUCCCUGGAGCGUUCUAUUUCUUAAGGAAAGUUUCUAGAGCAAAGAAAAGGAAGGAGAGAAGAGUGACAGCCAAGGUAUCUCAGUGACUUAAGUACUAAGGGGAGUAUUGGAGGCAGCUAUGCCGGGGUCCUUCCUCGUCAUUCAGGACUUCACUCACUCACUGACAUGUGGACUGGAGUAGUACUGAAACUGACUACUAUCAAGUUACAUUCUGGAGCAGCUGAGCUGGAUUUUCUUUGCGAUUUAGAUCUACAGGCCCUUUCUUCCCCAUAGCCCGCCCACUCUGCCCUGGACAAGCUAUGGCAGCAGAUGAAGGUUUACUUCUCAAUAUUUCAGAGGACUGGACCUUCCCAGGCUUUCACCAAGAGCACAAGAAAUUCCCCAGAUCCUUUGGAGCCAAGGAGAGAAGGGGAACACCAAAGCAAGCAAAAGGGACAAAAAGAAAAUUCCAAGGGGCCAGCCAAGGGCCCCCACCGAAACAAAAGAAUGAAAUGUCCUUACCCCCUGCCAAGAAAACCGAAGUUAAAGAGGUUAAAAGGACUGGGAAGGGAAAGCCGGAAGGUCUGAUUUCUCCAAAAAAGCACCCAGCUGUCCCUACUAAUGAGGGACAAGUGGAGAGGCCGUUCAUUAAGACCUCGUCAUUAUUUAAAAACAACCCUGAAAUUCCAGAAAUCCACAGAGCUAUGGUGAAGCAGGUACGAGAAAAAGUGUUUACUUCCGAUUCUUUUCAUGAAUUGGGCCUCCAUCCACACCUGAUUUCAACAAUAAGCACAGUCCUGAAAAUGUCUAGCAUGACCAGUGUUCAGAAGCAAAGUAUUCCUUCAUUGCUAGAAGGCAGAGAUGCUCUUGUGAGAUCCCAGACAGGAUCAGGUAAAACGCUUGCCUAUUGCAUCCCUGUGGUUCAGUCUCUUCAAGCGAUGAAGUCGAGAAUACAGCGCAGUGAUGGCCCCUACACUCUGGUAUUAGUGCCAACAAGAGAGCUGGCUCUACAGACCUUUGAUACCAUCCAGAAACUGCUUAAGCCAUUUACCUGGAUUGUGCCUGGAGUGUUAAUGGGAGGAGAGAAGAGAAAAUCAGAAAAGGCCAGACUACGCAAAGGGAUAAACAUCCUAAUCUCAACUCCUGGACGUCUAGUAGAUCACAUUAAAUCCACCAAAAACAUUCAUUUCAGUCGAAUACAGUGGUUGAUUAUUGAUGAGGCAGACAGGAUCCUGGACUUGGGUUUUGAGAAGGACGUCACUGUGAUUCUCAAUGCCAUAAACUCAGAAUGCGAGAAACGUCAGAAUGUCCUGUUGUCAGCCACUCUUACUGAGGGUGUAACGAGGUUGGCAGAUAUCAGUUUGCACAAUCCAGUCAGCAUUUCUGUAUCAGAUGAAGCCUGUAACCAGCCCAUUAAAGGAUGCAAAGCAGCCAGAGAAGCCAGUCACCUACAAACCAGUGCUGAGCUGGACAGCUUUGCUGUGCCCGAGAAGCUCCAACAGCAUGUGACACUGGUUCCCAGCAAACUGAAGCUCGUCACACUAGCAGCCUUCAUUCUUGGAAGAUGUGAGUUUGAAAAACACCAGAAGCUGAUUGUCUUUUUCUCGAGCUGCGAGCUGGUCGAGUUCUACUACCACCUCUUCCUCCAGACCCUGCUGGGCAGCGCCAUGGCCCCAGCAUCAGGGCCGUCACCAUCUGCCUCCUCCCGAUUAAAAUUCCUGCGUCUGCAUGGCAACAUGGAACAGGAGGAAAGAACAGCAGCUUUUCAGGAGUUCUCACAAUCCAAAUCAGGCAUCUUGCUUUGUACGGACGUUGCAGCUCGGGGCUUAGAUCUCCCUCAGGUCACAUGGAUUGUUCAGUACAAUGCUCCAUCUUCACCGGCAGAAUACAUCCACCGGAUUGGGAGAACUGCUCGGAUUGGCUGCCAUGGGAGCAGUCUGCUCAUUUUGGCUCCUUCGGAGGCAGAAUAUGUCAACUCGUUGGCUUCUCACAAAAUCAAUGUAUCUGAAAUAAAGAUGGAGGAUAUUUUAUCUAUUUUGGCAAUGGAUGAUCGUUUUAAAGGAAGACGAUGGGGGAACAAGAAAUCCCGCAGUGUUGGCCCCCAGGAAAUCCGAGAGCGGGCCACUGUCUUGCAGACAGCAUUUGAAGAUUACGUGCAUGCCAGUGCGGAGAGGGUCUCCUGGGCAAAGAAAGCUCUGCAGUCUUUCAUCCGCGCCUAUGCAACGUACCCCAAGGACUUGAAGCACAUUUUUCAUGUCCGGUCCCUCCAUCUCGGUCAUGUGGCCAAGAGCUUUGGGCUAAGAGAUGCCCCCCAGAAUCUGAGUGCCUCUUCAGGAAACAAAAAGAAGUCAAAGCUGAAAAGGCCUGACCUUCAUAAGAAGACCCAGAGUAAACACCGUCUUGCUGAAAUCUUGCGUUCAGAAUACUCAAGUGGGAUGGAAGCUGGCGACGCCAAGGUCAAAAAGCAAAACAAACAUGGAAAACCCAGCAACCACACACUGCAGAGCUGAGUUGGAGCUCCCAACCUUUGCUGUGGGGGGAAGGAAAAGAAAAUCUGUCUCUGUGAAACACUGGAAAAGCCCACAAAGAUGUUCUGUGGGCCAGUGAGACUUAGCUAAGACUUCUCAAAAACUGCCUCUGUACAUAGCACUGAGCCUCAAGAUGGAUCCUGGAAGUUCUGGAUUGGUAAAUGUCCUAUUUUUGUUAGAGGAACCUUAUUAAAAAUAAGCAUAUUUCUCUUUUCCUGCAUACCAAAUUUCAAAAUGAUAUAAUUGAACCCACACCCAUUCUCUUUUGUGAGUGGAGUAAAAAUAGAAACCAAGGGGAGUAACAUCACAGCAACAAUUAGCUAAUUACUUGAUAUCUCUAUACUUUCCAUUGACCCUGGAAGCAGAUUAGUCCUUUAAGUGAGCAGUAGUAAAAAUGAAGGACAAAAGAACUCCAUCCUAAGUCACUGAACAUAUUUGGAUGUGCCAUACAACAAAAGCCUACUAUGAUACAGGCUAGCCUGUGAAAUGAAUUAACCCUGCUGUUACAUGCCAGUGUUUUAGCAAAGAUCCACUGUGUUUUAUUUUUAUACUAUUUGGUACCUUUGGUCUUAUUUGUAAAGCACGAUUUGUGACUUGAAGAGUAGCUAUGUGACUUUGGACAAGUCACAUCCCUUCUCUGGGCCUGAGUUUCCCCAGUCACAAAGGGGGCAAGAUUUGUUCAUUUCUAAGGUCUCUUCCAACUCUCAAGGUAUGAUUUUGUGAAAUGAAUGUGUAUAAGAGAGAAAUUUUAUUUCUCAAAAUUUUCUUUCCCAAUGCAUACAUGAAGUGGUCUGUAAAAAGGACCAAGAAUCAUUUUGUGAAAAUAAUCAGAAAUACCACAGUAUUGUGGUAUACCCUGAGCCUCCUUAUUUUCUCUAAAUAUGUUGCUGUAAAUACAAUGUCACUUUUCUAUCAUUCCUUACAUUUAUUCCCUCUUCAGUGUUCCUCAGAAAAGGUAUUCUUUCAGGGCUAAUUGAUUUACUGUUGUCUUUUUAUUAUUUGCCUUUGAAGUCAAAAGGCACCAGUGCCCCUGUGUUUUUCUUCCUAGUGAAACCCAACAGGGUUCCACAAGAGGCCUGGGCUUCUUUGUCUUGUGACCUGGGGCACAGCUUCCCCAUUGGGUCUGGCUACCAGGCUGGUGACAGCCCCUCUCCCCCUUUGAGAAGUAUUGAUUUCCCAAUAAAUGUAAUAUUUACAUACAGGAAAUGCUAGAGAAGGCCACAAGAGAAAGGGCUAAAAAUCUCAGCAGUUUUCUUCAUGUUGAAGAGCCCUGUGCAGCAGCUUGACUUGGGCAUUUCCUGGCCAUCCUCCUCUAUGAUUACUAAAUGACCAUGUCUAGAUUUUCUGUGACAAAGUUCUGAGAUAUUCCAAAGGAAAUGCCAGCUUUGAAUUAGCUGACUGACCAGUAGGGUAAUGUAAGCUUUGUGAAGAUUCAUAUUUACAAAGUGAUAAAGGGGAAGGGUGUCAAGUUUUCCUUUUCUGAUAGUGGGCAGAUUCAAGGCAAAUGUCAUCUAGAACACUGCCACAGAAAUGACUCAGAGUAUGUGAGGUAGAGUGUGAGCCUAGUAAAAAUUGAUCUUCUGCAUGAGGAAAAAUAUGACCUUCUCAGAGUCAGCUGUCACAUAUGAAUUAAUAGGGGCUGUUGGUGAAAUUUAUAACAAUAAUAAUAAUAAUAAUAAUAAUAAUAAUAAAAAACCCUGCAGCAAUGUCAAAAAUGACUUUGGACAAAUCUGCCACCCUCUCUUUUAUUUUGAUGCAUAAUAGUUCAAAUGAUUUGGAUGAGAAAAGAAGAGAUCAAACUUUUUAUAGACAAAACCCAGCUGUGUGGGAAAUAAGAUUAAUGCCAGCGAUUGGGGGUGAUCAAAGGCAAAAACCUACAUGUUUUUUCAAGUAUUCAUUCUAUUAAAGGAUGAAUAAUCAUAAGGAUAUUCCACAUUCCUGGAGUAAAAAAAAUGCUAUAACUAUGCAAAGGGCAUAUGUGUGUAUCAUUAGGGGUAUGUGUGUGUGUGUGUAUAUAUAUAUAUAUAUAUAUAUAUAUGAGUGUGGGUGUAAGUGUACACAUAUAUUCAAACUAUAAACCCCAACUUACUUUGCUGAUAAUAGCUUAAACGUUUCAUCUCACAUUAAGAUGAUGCCUGGGUAUAUUUCUGAGCAGAAUCAAUAUCCUGCCCCCCAGUUAAUAAAGAAACAAGGAUUUAGCAGAUUUAAGGUUAAUAUUAUCUGAGUUGGAAUAACCUUAAAAAUAAAUCUUUCUCUUAUUAUAGCUCAUGAAAGAUUAUACAUUUCAGGCAUCAAUUAGGCAAAGCCUUUGCCUAAUUCCAUUGUACAUAUUCUAAUUUUGUGUGCAUUUUUAAUCAUCUAUUUUCUCAUUUCCCAAACUUGUCUCUCUCAUUCUCUGCUAUGCUCCUGUUUCUCGUAUUUAAAGACUCACAGAAGUUGGGCAUUUAAGGAACUGUUACAACCCACAGUUCUUUUCCCUGGUGGAUUGUAUAGAAUUCCUUUCCUGGUUCCCAAACAUCUUAGUAUUUGCAACCCCUAAUGGUUGCAAAUCUUCAGAAGGGACCCUCAUUUCUCAUGCAGUGAAGGGCAAAGAACCUUUGGCAAAAUAGGUGCCUGUGUGUGAUCUAAUUAAGUCAGUGCUGAUGUAAUGCAAACAGCAACUUCCAUUCCUAUAGAACCAAGUUCAGACUAAACCUCAGCAAAAGAAAUUUCUACAAAGCCCAGUGAGUUCCUUUGAAUUUUUUUAGGGAGCUGGUUGAAGGGUGAAGGAGAGCCAUUUAGUCAAAUGACUGGAAAAUGGCUAAUGUCCUAGAUUUCUGGAUUUUAGUUCCUUUACAUGUAGUCAACAAAAAUCACUAAGGUCCCAAUGUUUAUUUCUCAAAGAUAGAAAAAUGGGACUCUUCCCCUCUGCCCUCCAAAAAAAUUAUUUGGUUUCCUAUUGUUUUGGAGAUAUUACAUCAUAUUCUUUCUUGGGAAGCAGCUUUACUCCCUCUAGCAAAAGUUCCUUUAAGAUCCUUACACCUUUUCUGCUAUUGCUGUUGGGUUGUGGGGGAGGAUUUAGGGCUAGGCCAUUUAAAGUUAGCUUGACUGGUUGCAGUGUGGAGGAACUUUAAAGUCCAUUUGACUUUUCCCAAAAUGUCCACAAGAGCUUUUCUGUCAUAGACUGUUUGUAGCAGAGGAUUCAAAGUUACUUUGGAUUCCACAUCUUCCCAUGCAAGGGACCACAAGGCACAUGUCUCUCUGGGGGUGUCUGUAUGUUGUAAGGAGAGGAUUGGAGAAAAAGGUGGGCCUUUUCAGGAGCUACCUUUUUCAGUACCUCCUCCAGAGGCUCCCUCAGACUCCUCUUCUCUGUCUGAAAUCACCCAGCACCAGGGUCCAGAACAUAGAAACCAAAGUGAACCUUUUAAAUAUAUGAAAGUUAAAAAAAAAAAGAACCCUGCUUUACCAUAAAGGUUGUAAAGUUAUUGCAGGUGGGAACUGGCAGGACAAUUUUAAAUAUUGUAAUUAUAAACUUGU
Molecule: messenger RNA, 6032 nt
Organism: Phascolarctos cinereus (koala)
Lineage: Eukaryota; Metazoa; Chordata; Mammalia; Diprotodontia; Phascolarctidae
Source: RefSeq, a predicted model, not a curated record